Messenger RNA from Cicer arietinum (chickpea), 1417 nucleotides. RefSeq lists its product as uncharacterized. Gene Ontology annotation, biological process: mRNA splicing, via spliceosome. Gene Ontology annotation, molecular function: protein binding. Lineage: Eukaryota; Viridiplantae; Streptophyta; Magnoliopsida; Fabales; Fabaceae. The record is from RefSeq and is a predicted model, not a curated record.
UGUUUAUAUAAACCGUUAUAAAGAUUCCCGCUGGCGUAACCGUCAUGAACGUCUACGAAACAAACUCUGAGAAAUGAGAUAGUUCCAUUUGCACAAUGAGUCGCUUCUUCAGUUGACGCAAUCGAGCAAGAGUAACAUGAUGAGUGGGUUGAAUAAUGUUUCUGACGAUAGCCCUCGGCAAUCUCUUACCAUGCAAUUUUCUUCCCUCAUGAUCAUCGAUCCCGGCCGUUUAUCUUACGACAAACUUCCUUCCCAAACUCUCACUCUCUCCAUCCUCAAAUUGGAUUCCUCUUCCUUCCAUGUCGAAGUUCCAAAAACAGCAACUGUUGCGGUACUCAAGCAGGCUGUAGAGUCGGCUUUUAGUCACGUACCUCUGAAAGGACCCGAGAAAAUAUCAUGGCCACUUGUUUGGGGACGAUUUUGUUUAUGCUAUGAAGGACAGAAGUUAGUUACAGAAACUGAUUAUCUUAGAGAUUAUGGUAUCAAGGAUGGUGAUCAGCUUCGUUUCGUUCGCCAUGUAUCCAACAUCUGUAGUUUUCAAAGACAACCGUUGAAGAAAAGAAAUAUCAAUUUGAAACAACAUGGGAGAUCAUCAUCACAAGUGAAUGGAUGUCAACAGAAAGAACAUGAUGAUGAUGAUGAUGACAACAUUGGUUUAGAUCAUAUAGUGAUAGAGAAUGGGAAGAUCCAACAUAGCAAUGCAGAAGAAAAUUGCCUUGGAAUGAGCAGCAGGUUAACUGGAUAUUUGGGAGGGCUGUUUUCAGAGACCCGUAUGGCAGUUGUGAGGAAAGCUAGAAUGGAAGGUGGGGUUUGUCGUUCCAUGAUUUCCAAAGGUAUAGUGAGCAGUUUAAGGAAGGUUAAAGGGAUUGUAGGCCAUUGCAGGAGGCCACAUCGAAGACACACAUGGAGAGAGUUUUCAUCUUUAUGAUUUUAUUCUUUUGUCAAUGCAACACCGUUGAGGAUUUUAUUCUGCCACAAAUACUGUGGCUCAUUGUCAUAUUGCAUUACAGUUUAUUCUUUUUCAUGUACAGAAAAGAAUUUAUUUUGUCUUUAAAGUUCUGCAAACAUCGGUUGGUUUGCCAGAAAAACUAUAAAAGUUUAUACUAAAAUUCACAUCAAAUUUUUGGUGUGUUAAAAAUAAAUUUUGAAUAUAAAUAGGGAUGUUUUAUGAAAAGGUGAAUGAUUGUAUUUGAAAAUGGGUCUUAUAAAAAAUGAGUAGAAAGGUUUACAUUUGGGCCUGAGAAAUAUCUAAUAGAGCAGAGGCCCAAUCGAAAAAGAAUAUUGUUUGUUGCGUCCAACACCAAGCAGGCAGGCAGUAUCACACAAUCGUGUGGCAAAGAAUUCAGAUAGACCCUCCCCUUCCCAAAUCCUCCUUUUCUCCUACUCCAAUCACUACACACUACUCACUAACCCCAAA